Molecule: messenger RNA, 2993 nt
Organism: Coregonus clupeaformis (lake whitefish)
Lineage: Eukaryota; Metazoa; Chordata; Actinopteri; Salmoniformes; Salmonidae
Product: vacuolar protein sorting-associated protein 45-like
Exons: 15
Coding region: 314-2023 (569 amino acids)
Biological process (GO): intracellular protein transport; vesicle-mediated transport
Cellular component (GO): Golgi membrane
Source: RefSeq, a predicted model, not a curated record
AAACACAUGCUGACUUCGGAUCAGUGAAAUGCAUGCUCAGUUAAUGCCGUUGCCUGUGCUUUUGUUCUACAAACUGGUCCUGGAUCAGUUACUCUUCAGAAGACCAAUUCUUCACCCGGAAAUGUAUCUCGACGUUCAUUUCGAAGCAGACAGCUGUAGCUGUAACCAACCUCAGCUGAAAAUUUGUCAACAAUAGUUUAAUUUGACCAAACGAAUUGAAGCGUUACCUAGUGUAAGUGACCUUUACCGAAUAUAAUUCGGCCUUUGGGUAUUUUUCAAGCUGCCAUCAUUAGCAUUUUAGAACAUUGUCAAAAUGAAUGUGACACUUGCUGUCAAGCAGUAUAUCUCCAAAAUGAUAGAAAACAGCGGACCAGGAAUGAAGGUUCUGCUCAUGGAUAAAGAGACGACCAGCAUCGUCAGUAUGGUCUACACUCAAUCUGAGAUCCUACAGAAGGAGGUCUACCUGUUCGAAAGAAUCGACUCACAGAAUCGAGAGAACAUGAAGCACCUCAAAGCCAUCUGCUUCCUCAGGCCAACCAAGGAGAAUGUGGAAAAUCUGAUACAGGAGCUCCGGCGACCCAAGUACAGUGUCUACUUCAUCUACUUCAGCAACGUCAUCAGUAAGAGUGAGAUAAAAGCCCUGGCCGAGGCGGAUGAACAGGAGGUGGUCGCAGAAGUGCAGGAGUUCUAUGGAGACUUCAUUGCUGUGAACCCACACCUUUUCUCCCUCAACCUCAGUGGUGUGGCAAAGGGUCGUAGCUGGGAGCCGACUCUCUUGCCACGUACCACCCAGGGUCUGACCUCGGUGCUGCUGGCCCUGAAGAAAUGUCCCAUGAUCCGCUACCAGCUGUCCUCAGACAUGGCCAAGCGACUGGGAGAGAGCGUGAAGCAAAUCAUCACCAAGGAGUAUGAGCUGUUUGACUUCAGGAAGACAGAGGUGCCUCCUCUCCUGCUCAUCUUGGACCGCAGCGAUGACGCCAUCACCCCACUACUCAACCAGUGGACGUACCAGGCCAUGGUGCACGAGCUGCUUGGCCUCAACAACAACCGCAUUGACCUGUCCCGAGUCCCAGGGAUCAGCAAGGACCUGAAGGAGGUGGUGCUGUCUGCAGAGAACGAUGAGUUCUAUGCCAAUAAUCUAUACCUGAACUUUGGAGAGAUCGGCACAAACAUCAAGAACCUGAUGGAGGACUUUCAGAAGAAGAAGCCCAAGGAGCAACAGAAGCUGGAGUCCAUCUCUGAUAUGAAGGCGUUUGUGGACAACUACCCCCAGUUCAAAAAGAUGUCGGGCACAGUGUCGAAGCACGUGACUGUGGUGGGCGAGCUGUCUCGCCUGGUGAGCGAGAGGCACCUGAUGGAGGUGUCAGAGGUGGAGCAGGAGCUGGCCUGCCAGAAUGACCACUCAAGUGCAUCACAGAACGUGCGUCGGCUGCUGCAGAACCCGCGGGUGAGCGAGCUGGACGCGGUGCGCCUGGUGAUGCUGUACGCACUGCGCUACGAGAGACACAGCAGCAGCAUCCUGCCGGGCCUCAUGGAGGAGCUCAACAGGAAGGGCGUGUCAGAGAGGCAUCGCAGGAUGGUAACGUCCAUGGUGGAGUAUGGAGGGAAGAGGGUGAGAGGAAGUGACCUCAUCAACCCCCAAGAUGCAGUCGCCAUCACCAAACAGUUCUUCAAGGGGCUGAAGGGAGUUGAGAAUGUGUACACGCAGCAUGCACCGUUACUGCAGGAGACCUUGGACCAGCUGAUCAAGGGGCGGCUGAAGGACAGUCAGUUCCCCUACUUAGGACCCAGCUCCCUUAGAGACAGGCCGCAGGAUAUCAUAGUCUUCGUCAUCGGAGGGGCCACCUAUGAGGAGGCGCUAGCAAUCUACAACCUGAACCGCAGCAUGCCUGGGGUUCGGAUCGUACUGGGCGGCACCACCAUCCACAACACCAAGAGCUUCCUGGAGGAAGUGACAUUGACGGCAGGUGCAGGCCAGGCCGAGAGGGUGCAGAGGGCGGGUGGUCAUCCCAACAGACGCUGAAUGUCACACACACACACCACAGACUCUCACUAUACCUUGUGUCCGUUCCUUAUUGGUAUCAGUAGCACAUGCUUUAAUUCAUGGAUGCGUCCCUAAAAACAUUCCGGUGCUCUCAGCUGUCACCACCACACAGCUGGACUCUUUAUCGACCCCUUAAAAACUUGUUGUAACUGGGUCAAUUGACUCCAUACAAAUGAAUAUGUAACCCAAUUAGACAGCCAGGUUACCUAACCCUGGGCACCAAAGCAAUCUGUUCCCCACUUAACUAGGUUACCCAGUGAUUGAUUUGUGACUGAACGGAGCACAACACUCUCAAUGUUAGUGUCCAACAUUUGAACCUAUUGCAACGUCACAUUUCCCCUUAAAUUGAAUUAAGUGGAAAACUCCAGUCUGCUCUUAUAUUAGACCCUUAUUUAAUUCCUGAAAACAGAGGUGGCACAAAGACUUUUGAGUCUUGUUUAUCUUAAAAGUUAAUAUAUGGUCCCAAAAAUGCAAAACAUUUCUCUCUAAGAUUACAUUAUGUACAGUGUAUGUUUUUCUUCCUUGCCUAUGUACAUUUCCCAUUGCUAUAUACAUGUCGUCCAAACCUACUGAAUUUGAAAUGACUGAAUAUUUUAAGGAAAAUACCAAUAAAGAGUGAAAUGUUUUGUGUCCCUCGUUUAUCUUUGGGAUUGUAUACAUGUCCUGUUAUGGGGUAAUCGAUUUUCUUUCCCAUCACCCAUUUCUUGUGGCAGUUGAUUGUGGCACUGUUUUGAUUUCAUUCAUGUGUAGUGUUAUUGUGCACAACUUUCCCCCUUAGAUCAAUAAUGAUAACAUAAUCCUGUUCCCCCAUCCAAUUCCAUUAUGCUAAGUCACACUCUGAAUAUCUUUGACAAAUGCCCCUCUGUUGUACUUUUCAUUUGUACGGUAUUUCCUGCACCAUGUUUCCGCUAUAACAUGAAAGUACAGUUUGUAAACUUUAUCUACUGUU